Molecule: messenger RNA, 2412 nt
Organism: Elephantulus edwardii (Cape elephant shrew)
Lineage: Eukaryota; Metazoa; Chordata; Mammalia; Macroscelidea; Macroscelididae
Gene: SYTL2
Product: synaptotagmin-like 2
Exons: 15
Coding region: 1-2412 (803 amino acids)
Biological process (GO): exocytosis; intracellular protein transport
Cellular component (GO): plasma membrane; exocytic vesicle
Molecular function (GO): neurexin family protein binding; small GTPase binding
Source: RefSeq, a predicted model, not a curated record
AUGAUUGAUUUAAGUUUCCUAACGGAGGAGGAACAUGAGACCAUCAUGAAGGUUCUGCAGCGAGAUGCUGCCCUGAAGAGAGCUGAAGAGGAGAGAGUCAGACAUUUGCCUGAAAAAGUAAAAGAUGACCAACAGCUGAAGAAUAUGAGUGGCCAGUGGUUUUAUGAAGCCAAAGCAAAAAGGCACAGAGACAAAAUCCACGGUGCAGAUAUCAUCAGAGCAUCCAUGAGAAAGAAGAGGCCCCAAGUAGCAGCUGAACAAAGUAAGGACAGAGCAAAAGGAGCGAAGGAAAGCUGGGUGAAUAAUGUCAACAAAGAUGAUUUUCUUCCCCCAGAGCAAGCCAGUGAUGGAGAAGAACCUGAAGAAGAUGGAGCACCAGCAAGUCCAAGCUCCACCGUGGUGAAUCGAGCUUCCUCAGUGACUGAUAUGUCCCAGGAACACACAAGGAAAUCAGUUGGGUCUCCAGCUAAGCAAAGGAAGAAUCCAUUUAAUAGCUCUAGUUUGCCAGACGAUCACUUAUCUCAACAAACCGAAAAUGAACCAUCAAAAAAUGGAAGGGCUGGUUUAUCUCAGACUUCAAAAGAGGGUGAAUUGUCCACAUCAAGAGAAAAGUCACUGGUCCCGGAUAUUUCAAGCCAAAUACUUGAGAAACCAAAGGAGACUUUUCCAGGCCCUGUGAAUAAUUCCCAGUCCAAAGCUCCAAUCCCAAAAGCCAGGAAAAUGGUCUCUAAGUCAAAUGACUUACUGCACGGGGAGCAUCAGUCUUUUCUUAGAAAGAGGACAGACUCCCUAAAUGCCAAAGGGACUCCGAGAGGGAUCCUGAAGCGCAACUCCAGUUCCAGUAGCACAGACUCAGAAACUCUGCGUUUUAAUCAGAACUUCGAACCUAAAAGUAAAACCGUGUCACCUGGCCUAACCAUCCAUGAGAGAAUCUCUGAGAAGGAACACUCUUUAGGAGAUGCCUCUUCCCCAAAUGCACUGGAACCAUCAAAGCACGUGCGAUUCUCUGCAGUCAAAGAUGAGCUUCCACAAAACCCUGCGCUAACCCACGGCCGAGAAGUGGGAGAAUUUAGUGUUUUGGAAUCCAACAGGUUAAAGAAUGCACCGGAAAAGACAAGGGAUGCUGAUGGCCUUCAGGAUAAGCCUGAGCCUUCCCACCAGGGAGAGCCUUUACGGUGUUGUCAUCCAGCCUCCAGCCCCGGAAUGUCAGAAGAUGAACCACAGCUGCCAGCAACUUCGGGUUCUUUUCCUACAAAUGGACCCUAUUCUCACUCAGGAGCUUCAACUGCAAGGACACAGUCCUUCAAGAAUUCACCCACCAUCAAUGAGUACACAGCUAACACAUCAGAAUUAGCAAAGCCUGGGUCAGAGUUCUCCAAAAGGCCUGCUGAUGAACUGUCUCAUUGUGUUGAACCUGAGCCGUCUCAGGUGUCAGAUGGCAGUUUCCGAGACCAUCAGCAAGGUUCAGAAGAAGAACCCAGUCCUGUUUUGAAAGCUAUGGAAAAGAGUGCUGCUAGGAAAAUGCCUUCCAAAAGUCUAGAAGAUAUUUCAUCAGAUUCGUCAAAUCAAGCAAAAGUAGAUAAUCUGCCAGAAGAAUUAGUGCGUAGUGCUGAAGAUGAUCAAAAAGCACAUCAGGAACCAGAUACGAAUGAAUGCGUACCAGGAAUUUCCACAGUGCCUUCACAACCUGGUAAUCAGUUUUCCAACCCCGACAAACUCAAAAGGAUGAGCAAGUCUGUUCCAGCAUUUCUCCAAGACGAGAGUGAUGACAGAGAAACAGAUACAGCAUCAGAAAGCAGUUACCAGCUCAACAGACACAAGAAGAGCCCGAGCUCUUUAACCAAUCUUAGCAGCUCCUCUGGCAUGACGUCCUUGUCUUCUGUGAGUGGCAGUGUGAUGAGCGUUUACAGUGGAGACUUUGGCAAUCUUGAAGUUAAAGGGAAUAUCCAGUUUGCAGUGGACUACGUGGACUCACUAAAGGAGUUGCAUGUUUUUGUGGCCCAGUGUAAGGAUUUAGCGGCAGCAGAUGUGAAAAAACAGCGCUCAGACCCAUAUGUAAAGACCUAUUUGUUACCAGACAAAGGCAAAAUGGGCAAGAGGAAAACACUUGUAGUGAAGAAAACCUUGAAUCCUGUGUAUAACGAGAUACUUCGGGUAGAUAUGAACUGUCUGCAGUUUACACUACAAGAUGACCCUUUCCCUCUCCACCUCCCCUAUGAGUUCUUUAUUCUUAAAUGUAAAAAUGACUCUACUUACUUUUUUUCAGGUAAAAGCUAUGGUACUGAGGUAGACUGGAUGGACUCUACUUCAGAGGAAAUUGCUCUCUGGGAGAAGAUGGUAGAGUCCCCCAAUACGUGGAUUGAAGCGACGCUGCCUCUCAGAAUGCUGCUCAUUGCCAAGAUUUCCAAAUGA